Molecule: messenger RNA, 1596 nt
Organism: Colletotrichum higginsianum IMI 349063
Lineage: Eukaryota; Fungi; Ascomycota; Sordariomycetes; Glomerellales; Glomerellaceae
Product: Oxoglutarate iron-dependent oxygenase
Exons: 2
Coding region: 1-1596 (531 amino acids)
Source: RefSeq, a predicted model, not a curated record
AUGGGAGAAAAGACUGAGAUGGCAUCAUGGAACGGUCUCCCCGUUGAGCUCAAAGGUCUAAUCCUCGGGCAUCUGGCCUCUGGUGCCGUCACAGAGAGGCGCUCAAAAAUAUGGAAGGCCAAGGGCAAACGUCAUGACAUGGGCAGCUACGCUGUGGUGUGUCGACAGUGGCAGGGGUUCAUCGAGAAGGUCAACUUCAGCAAUCUCGAGAUCAGCACCAGCAAGGACCUCGCCAGCUUCGACGAGAUUUUCCAGGGCCCCAGUCGCCGCUCCUACCUGCGCCGCGUCUCACUCCGCGUCGAGCUGCCGCGCUACGCCAACAAGCUCGCCAAGAUACCCGAGACUGACGUCGAACAGAACGACAACGAAAUCGCCUUCACUCAGGGCAUCUGGAACUUCUUCGACAUUCUAAGCAAAUGGACGACUUCGGGCGCGGGCAUCGAGCUGGAGCUGAGCGCUGCCUCGCCCAGUGACAAGAACAAGUACUUUGGUGAAAUGGGCCUGGACCAGGAUGGCAAUUCACGCUUUUUCGAUCACGAUCUCGACUUUUGCUUCAUCACCGCCGGAUGCGACCAGGUCGGACGGCACGGCUUGCCCGAGGUCUCGGUCGUUAGCAGUUGCCAGGUCUUGCGUCGCAACCAUCGGAACUUCUCCUCUCGGGCGCUCCUCACCAUUUUUUCGAGUCUGCCCCAGCUUCACGAAGUCCGCUUCGAGCCUUGGCAUCAAGUCGACAUGGAGGCCCAGUUGGAAGUCGACUCAGAUCACGCCCGGACUCUCCCCUUCUGGCCGUCUCACAUCAAGCGGAUCAGCCUUUUUGAACACUUCGACGCAUUUGCCGAUGGUGGCGAGGGCGAGUGGGAGGAUGCCGACUCUGGCGAUGAAAGUGAAGCAGAAGAAAACGCCGAUGCUGUUGCCGCUCCUGGUCCCACCAUGGACGACGAAGAAGACGGAGGCGUCCCGAGGACCUCAUGCCCCAGCUUGGGCCACAAUCUGGGUUAUCUCAGUCUCCAAGCCGAGGAAAUGGCCGUCUCCAACGUGUCCGAUGUAAGCGACUUCUUCGAGGGCUUUAUUUCGCGCAGAAGCGCGCCACCCGUGUGGAAGCACCUCCGCCGGCUUGUGGUGACAUCAAACAUGAUGAUUGACGGUGUUGACGCUGAGCUCAUCAAUAACGUCCUUCGCAUGGUGGCCAAUGUCGCGAAACACAUGCCGGCUUUGCAGGUCAUGGAGAUAUACAAGACUGACCAGUUUGGAGGCGCCGUCUUCCGCUACAGCGUUGAGACACUCUCAACAAAGGCCAGCUGGGAGAGCACUUGGGAUUUCCGUGUGGACAAGGACGUGAAAGCUGCAUGGACAGAAGUUGCCAAGAAGAACACCCCUCACAGCCUGGAGUUCCUUCCCGAGAUACGCUUGGGCGACUAUCAAGGACCGUAUGUCUUCUUCGAUCAGAACCUUGUGACGAAAGACCUUGUCCUCCAUCCGAGUUCGCUGGAGGACAUGCUGUCCAAGAAGUUAGACAAGUGCAAAGCAUGCCAUGGGUUCUGCGCGCAUCCUAAGAACUCGGAACAGGUUUGGGGCUCGCUCGGAGUUGAUGGAUAA